GAAUGCUCAGGCUCCGUGCUAGAAAAAGCUCGCUCAUCGGAACCACUAGAGCAGCCGUAGAAUAAAGGUUAACUUUUGCCUUUAAUCUGUACAUCUUUCAGUUGCGAUCUUCGCGAAAUGUUCGCAGAGCGGAUUAUUUUCCGGGAAAAGCCUGGCUGAACAGCAAGAACAGGAACCCCGCAUUACGUCAUCAGUCAUCCAUGCUGGAGAGCUCCAUCAAAGUGGAUGCGGCCGCCAGCCAGCGGAAAGGAGUCGUGAUAGGAUGAGAGAGACCCAGAGGGGUGUGGAGCCAAGAAGCAGCACCAGCCAGAGAAACAAGCACGCGCUGUUGCGGCCAGCCCAGCCGCCCAUGCCAAGAGCCCAGCGCAGCCCCAGCACUGAAGAGCGUGGGGGCUGCAGGGGAGAGAAAUCCACCCCCCCCCGCUCGGAAUCUGAGCCCCAUCGGGCACGUCGGACUAGCCCGCUCUUCCCGGACAGAGCAAGGCCAGAGGCGUGGAUGGGAAGAAGGCACCCUUCUUCGGAUGAGGUGAUGCUAUUAUGGCCGCGCAGCCGGAGCCAAGCAGCGGCGGCGGCGGGCAUCGCCAAAGCAGCGGCAGCCUGACGGGAGGCGGCGGUGGGCAGGACGAGGCGGUAGAAGCGGCGGAAGAAGAGCCGGCGAGGGCGGCCCCCGCAGCGGCGGCCGCGGCGGAGUCGCCCCUCAGCUACGAGGAGUACGAGUGCCGGAUCUGCUACAACCUCUUCGACCUGGAGCGCCACGCGCCCAAGCUGCUCGAGUGCCUGCACACCUUCUGCCUGGAGUGCCUCAGCCAGUUGCACCUGCGCGCCGCCCACUCGCCGCACAGCCAGGGCAGCGGCAGGCCGGCGAGUGGCGCAGCAGAGCCGGUAGCCGGCAUCACGUGCCCGCUGUGCAGGCACUGCACGGUUCUGCUGGGUGGCAGCGCGCAGAGCCUGCCCAUCAACACCAAGCGCGUGGAAGCCAUUCUCUUGCAGCUGCGCGGCUGGGCGCCGCUCCUUCAGGACCGUCUGCCGCCCCCGCCGCCGCCUCUGGUCCUGCAAGCGCCAAGGCCUUCACGCCAGCGCCCCUCGCCUGAGCACAGCGGCGUGGGGGCGAUGCCUUCGGCUGCGGCCACCGGCACGGCCAGGAGCGUGGAAGGCGGGACUUCCUCUCAAGAGUCCGGCGGCAGCGACGGCCUCUGCUGCAUGAGCUGGAGGAAGAAGGCGGGCUGUGUGUGCGUCUUCUUCUCCGUCCUUUCCAUGGUGCUGCUGGUCUUCGCGUGGAUGGAGUGGCUCACGGGGUCCAUCUUCCUCGGGGUCGCCCUCGCCAUUCUCUUCUCGUCCACGAUGCCUUUUAUGAUGUACCGCAUCAAAUUCAGGAGCCAGCCUGGAACAGUGUUCCUUAGACCAGUGGAAGGAAACGGCUCCAGAGGGGCCUCGCCCCGCCGCGUCGCUCUCCAAAACCGCCCGGCAGUCGACCGCAGGAGUCGCUCGUAGUCUAGGAUUUGGGUUGCACAUGUUUGUUUAGGGAAUGAAUGUGUUGGCAUGUGCUGAAGCAGGCAAGGGGUGUGUUCCCCAUCUUGUUUUGCAUUGGCGGGCAAGGAAAUGCAGUAAAACACAGAGCACAGAGCCAGGAACCCUUUUCACAUGUGUCACGGAUAAAUGCAAAACUGGAUGAUCUGGCCUUCCUGCUUGAUGGGAGAGGAGCCAUUUUUGUGGUGGAAAUGCUUGGAAGCUAAACCGAAUGGCCUUUGUGCCUACAUGCCAUUGAUAGAGAGACCAGUCUGGCCUUAAUGAAGAGAAAGAACGCAAAUAACCAAAACAAUACUUCUGCCUCCACUCAGAGGAACAUCUCAAGGACUAAUAACAUCAACUGAUAAUAACAUCAACUGAUUGUUUUGAAACUUGGGGGUAAAGGCAGGUGAAGUGAAAGUACUCCAUUUAGGUGAAGUGCUCCUUAUAGAGAGACUUUAAUCAUGAGCUCACUGGGUAAGCUGCCAGGCGGCCUAGGGCUGAUUGAAUAAAUGGGCUCUUAAAGAUACAAGAAGCAGAGUGAAGUAGUCACCUGCUCCAAGAUAGAGACAGUUUCUUAUGGGACUACAAACAGCAGCUUUGAAGUGUAUUUUUUCUUUCUUUUUGGGAAUGCUUUUUUAAAUGCCUGGUAGAGCUAAGGAAUUAUCUUUUGUAUGUAAGCUAGAGUUAGCCUUAUGGGGACAAAAUACUGUUUCAAGUGUCUUUUCAGAUAAGAGAGAAAGAGCUAUUUAAGCCUUGUUUGUUUAUUAUUAAGCAUUACUUAUGCUCAGAGAAUUUUUAUUUUAUUUUAUUUAGUACAUUUAUAUGUACUAAAUUUAUAUGUACAUUUAUAUAUACCCUGCUAACUUGGCAAAGAGGUACCUUUUAACAUGGUGAUUCUCUUUAUUUAGCAGGGGGAGAGUAACUGGCCAUAUCCACCCCCAGCACAAUACUUCCAGUGACUGUUGCUGGUGUUUAUCUUAUGUUUCUUUUUAGAUUGUGAGCCCUUUGGGGACAGGGUUCCAUCUUAUUUAUUUGUUAUUUCUCAGUUUAAACCGCGCUGAGCCAUUUUUGGAAGGAUGGUAUAGAAAUCAAAUCAAAUACAUACAUACAUAUAUAUGUACCAUACAAAAAGGUUCCUGGGCGAUUCACAAUAUAAAACCAUUAAAACAUUUAUAUCUGUUUUAACUUAUGCAUAUUUAAUGCAAGCCUUUUUCGUGAUGACAAGUUAUUCUUUUGAUAGGAACAUAGGAAGUAGCCAUAUACUGAGUCAGACCAUUGGUCUAUCUAGCUCAGUAUUGUCUUCACAGACUGUCAGUGGCUUCUCCAAGGUUGCAGGCAGGAAUUGUUGGAGAUGAACUUCCAGUGCAUCGACCUUUUGCACCAACUGUGGCAAGUAGUUGCCAACACAAAAAUUGUGAUUUCUCAUGGCACAGAAAAUUGGGCCACCGAAGCCUAAACUUUGAAACUGACUCCCAAAUGAGGGAACUAACCGAGAAAUCAGUGCCAGAUUCAGAAGGGGCUGGACAACCAGGACCCAAACUGAGGCACUCACAGAGGCAUAACAAAGGGGUUCCACCUAACAGACUCUCACUCAUGGCUAAAGGAGGAGGGAUGGAAGAACCCACUACAUGGCAAGAUAUAGAAAGGUUGCCAGCUGAUGAAGCUGAGAAGUGGAGAAAAGCAGCAACAGAGGAAAUUGAUUCCUUGCACAAAAAUGAGACUUGGAGACUUGUGGAACUACCCGCUGGAAGAAAGACUGUGGGAUGCAAAUGGGUCUUCAAAGUCAAGCAGGAUGCAGAAGGGGAUGUACAGCGCUACAAAGCCAGACUAGUAGCCAAAGGAUACUCCCAAAUCUAUGGUCAGGACUAUGAUGAGACUUUUGCACCAGUCGUGAAACACACAUCAAUUAGAACAUUGCUCAGCAUGGCAGCAGCCAAAGGGAUGCAAGUUGAACACUUGGAUAUAAAGACUGCCUUCCUACAUGGGGAAAUCGAGGAAGACAUCUACAUGCAACAACCACCAGGCUUUGAGGAACCUGGAAAGAAGGGGCUAGUGUGCAAACUGCAAAAGAGCAUCUAUGGCUUAAAGCAGGCAGCCAGAGCAUGGAAUGAGAAACUGAAUCAAUUACUACUUAAGGAGGGGUUCACGCAAGGAAAAGCUGACCCCUGCCUAUAUUCUAGACUCAGAGACAAUAGGUGGACUUACAUUCUGACUUACGUUGAUGAUUUGAUUCUUGCACACGAGGAAAGGCAAGACAGUCAUGAAAUUGUUCAACACCUGAACAAGGAAAUAGAGGUGAAGGAACUCGGAAGCAUCUCAUAUUACCUUGGCAUCCAAAUAGAAAGAGAAGAGAAUGGAACGUUCCUUCUCAACCAAAAACAGAAGAUAAAAGAUCUUCUAGAAUGCCUGGGAUUGACAUAUGCCAAUGAAGUCAGCACGCCAAUGGAUGCUGAUUUCUAGAAGCAAGAUGAGGACAGCCAGCCUCUACCAGCCAACAAUCAAUACAGAAAGGCAAUUGGAAAACUUUUGUACAUAACCACAGUGACAAGGCCAGACAUUGCCUCAGCAGUAGAAAUCCUGAGCAGAAAAGUGAGUGUGCCAACGAACAAGGACUGGAUAGCGGUCAAAAGACUGGGAAGGUACCUGAAAAGCACUGCACAUUAUGUAUUGGAGAUUCCAGCAAACAGCAAUCCCAAACUCGUGGGAUAUGUGGAUGCAGACUGGGGCGAGGACAGAACAGACCGCAAGUCCACAAGUGGACACCUGUUCCUGUAUGGAGGUGGAGCCAUAACUUGGAGUAGCCGCAAGCAGUCACUCGUUGGGCAAUUAUCCACAGAAGCAGAGUACGUUUCAGCAAGUGAAGCAUGCAGGGAAGCAGUAUGGAUACACCAACUACUAUUGGACUUUGGCAUCGAGGAACCAAAGCCCACAGUGAUGUUUGAGGACAACCAAAGUUGUAUCCAGAUUUCCCAAAUGGAGAAGAUGAAGUCUCGAACUAAGCAUAUUCUCAUAAAGUACCACUAUGUUUGGGACUUACAAGAAAAAGAGGUGGUCCAGCUGAGGUACUGCCCCACAGAAGAGAUGCUGGCAGAUGGAUUAACCAAGCCAUUAUCCAAAGACAGAUUCUAGAUGCUUUGUGAGAAGAUGGGAGUCAUGACCACAUGUGACAGGCGAUGAGAAGGGGUGUUGGAGAUGAACUUCCAGUGCAUCGACCUUUUGCACCAACUGUCCUAAUGACCACUAGGGGCAUUGGGAGUAGAGACAGUGAGUCAGGGUCAUCCUAUCUGUCCCUACUCUAUGACCCCUGAACUGACUCUGCAGCACUUCCUGUGCUGAGUCACAAUCCUUCCUUUCCUCCUAGAGAGCAGAUGGAAACAUUUCUCUCUCUCCUUACCUAUCCACUAUGUAGUCCUUUAGAUUAGAGAUAGGUCUUUCCUAUCUAAGUUUAUUUAACCAAUAAAUAUUUAGU
Messenger RNA from Hemicordylus capensis (graceful crag lizard), 4978 nucleotides. RefSeq lists its product as uncharacterized. The record is from RefSeq and is a predicted model, not a curated record. Bases 538 to 1491 code for a protein of 317 amino acids. NCBI's taxonomy places the organism in Eukaryota, Metazoa, Chordata, Lepidosauria, Squamata, Cordylidae. Gene Ontology annotation, molecular function: ubiquitin protein ligase activity. The transcript has 2 exons. Gene Ontology annotation, biological process: protein ubiquitination.